Molecule: messenger RNA, 893 nt
Organism: Arabidopsis lyrata subsp. lyrata
Lineage: Eukaryota; Viridiplantae; Streptophyta; Magnoliopsida; Brassicales; Brassicaceae
Exons: 1
Coding region: 374-625 (83 amino acids)
Source: RefSeq, a predicted model, not a curated record
AAACAUAUGUAAACAGGAGUCUAUAAAUUUAAUAAACAUGUUUUUUAACUAUUAAUAAAAACAUUUGCAGAAAAUCUACAAAUAGUUUGAAAUGGUUCUGAUUCUGAAUACACAUUUAAAAAAAGAUGCCACCUGAAAUAUUCAAAGGCCAUAAAAUAUUACUAUUUGUAUAAAGAAAACGCGAAGUCCAAAUCAAUUAGUCCAACAUUCUUGGUCAAUAAAUGCCUUUUGCUUACACACGCACCCACACACAACUAUAUAUACACACACAAGCCUUUCCAUCUCAUAACUCAACAACUCUUUUUGACAAAGCCAACAUUUUGAGAGAGAACUCUUAAGAGAAGUAACAAAACCGAAGUUAAGUUAAAGAUCGAUGGAGAAGAAGAUUAUGAUCUUGUUGUGCAUCAUCUUCUUGGUGGAGACGUUUUCGAUUAUUGGGGGUGUUGAUUGCAGAGCCCUGCGAACAGAGCAAACGACCGGCUGUGAUCAAACUACCGCCACCGUAGAGAAUGGUGGUUUUGGCUUUUUCUCGGGGGCGGCGAACGGUUCGAGAGACCAUCUUUUGAUGAGGAGCUUGGCUUUCCGGUUAGCGUCUGGACCGAGCAGGAAAGGACGUGGACACUAAUGAGUCAUGACCAUAGACCAUUGAUGUUGAUUUUCUUUUAUUUUUAUUUUUGCCUUUGCAUAAACUAUAUAUAACGAUUGUGUAUCUAAGUUUGAGUUUCAUUUCAUAGCAAAAGGAAAAAAAAAAAAAGAACAUUAUUUUUUAAAGCAUUGAUUGAUUCGAUGCCAUGUAAUUCACUAAUCAGAGGCUUUUUGUUUGCACAAGUCGUUAUACAUGUAAAGGUUUGAUUUUUUCUUUUUAAUGGAAUACAAAGGAUUAUAGUUUUUUU